Messenger RNA from Prunus mume (Japanese apricot), 880 nucleotides. It is a transcript of the gene MBF1A, whose product is annotated as multiprotein bridging factor 1A. The record is from RefSeq and is a predicted model, not a curated record. Lineage: Eukaryota; Viridiplantae; Streptophyta; Magnoliopsida; Rosales; Rosaceae. Gene Ontology annotation, molecular function: DNA binding. Gene Ontology annotation, cellular component: nucleus.
UGUCAAAAACCGACAUUGACAAUUUUGACCAAAACGAUUAACACAAAAAAUCCCGGAGGGCCAGAAAGGCCAGAGCUAUAAAAACAAGACAGGCGUGCAGUCUAGGCCAUUGGACAUUUAAUAGCAACCGAAACAAAAUCCCUAGAAACCCAGAAAACCCAACCACAACAACACCACAAACCCCUCAGCGGAUCGCCAAUCGCCAAUCGCCAAUCUCCAAUCGCCAUGUCAGGAGGACCCAUCACACAGGACUGGGAGCCCGUGGUUAUCAGGAAGAAGGCACCCACCGCCGCCGCCAAGAAGGAUGAGAAAGCUGUCAACGCUGCUCGCCGCUCUGGCGCUGAGAUCGAAACCCUAAAGAAAGCUACUGCUGGGACCAAUAAAGCUGCCUCCAGCAGCACUACCUUGAACACAAGGAAGCUCGAUGAGGAAACAGAGAACCUUGCUCAUGAACGUGUGCCAAGUGAGCUGAAGAAAGCUAUUAUGCAAGCUCGAAUGGAUAAGAAGCUUACCCAGUCUCAGCUUGCUCAAAUUAUCAAUGAGAAGCCUCAAGUGAUCCAAGAGUAUGAAUCUGGGAAGGCUAUUCCAAAUCAGCAGGUAAUUACCAAGUUGGAGAGAGCUCUUGGAGCGAAACUGCGUGGAAAGAAAUAAGUAAUCCAGGACGGAAAAUGAAUCUCAGCUGGGAUUUAUGAUUUUAAGUUUGAACUCUGAUGUAUUUGCACUUAAAUCUGUAGCUAAAGUUUGAACUAAUAUGCUGCACCUCAUUCUGUAGUUAUCUUCCAAAGGUCGUGUGUUUGGUGCAGUAAGUACUUGUGUUUUCUAAGAAUAUUUCAUCAAAUGACGAGUUCGCAAACAAUUUCAACUAAAAAAUAAGUAUCUA